Quercus lobata is the source of this 324-nucleotide messenger RNA. RefSeq lists its product as uncharacterized. Gene Ontology annotation, molecular function: RNA-DNA hybrid ribonuclease activity; nucleic acid binding. The transcript has a single exon. The record is from RefSeq and is a predicted model, not a curated record. Bases 1 to 324 code for a protein of 107 amino acids. NCBI's taxonomy places the organism in Eukaryota, Viridiplantae, Streptophyta, Magnoliopsida, Fagales, Fagaceae.
AUGGCGGCUGUUACAGCCCUUUCCUUGGCAUCAGACAUAGGAGUUCAACAAGCUAUCUUAGAAGGAGACUCACUGGAAGUUUUUAAGGCUCAAACGGAUGAUUCGGUCCCUUUAGCUCCAUUUGGUUUAUUCAUAGAUGAGGUGAAAAGUUUAUCCUCACAAUUUGUUAAAUUACUUUAUUCUCAUACAUUUAGAGAAGGUAAUUCUUUAGCUCAUGGUCUGGCUAGACAUGCCAUUGGCAUACCAGGUUUCCUAGUGUGGAUGGAGGAUGUUCCACCACAUCUUUAUUCUGUAGUUCAAGCCGAUUUAAGAGGCGCUUUUUAA